Aspergillus nomiae NRRL 13137 is the source of this 606-nucleotide messenger RNA. RefSeq names its product RTA1 domain-containing protein. The record is from RefSeq and is a predicted model, not a curated record. Gene Ontology annotation, cellular component: membrane. Bases 1 to 606 code for a protein of 201 amino acids. Lineage: Eukaryota; Fungi; Ascomycota; Eurotiomycetes; Eurotiales; Aspergillaceae. The transcript is spliced from 2 exons.
AUGGACUUCACUUUCCACGAAGGCGUCAACGGCUCUUCACCCUGGGUCGAGUUCUACCCCUACAACCCAUCCCAAACAGCUGGUUACGCCUUCAUGGCCAUAUUCGGUCUAACGACCGUUGUCCACAUCAUCCUGAUGUUUCCCUACAAGGCAGCGUACUUCAUACCCCUAAUCCUCGGCGGAAUAUGCGAGACAUUCGGCUACUACGGCCGCGCCUGGUCCCACAACAACAGAACCCUGAUAAGUUCCUGGGCCCUCCAGCAAAUGCUCAUUCUCUGCGCACCACCUUUCGUCGCAGCAACGAUCUACAUGGUCCUCAGUCGAAUCAUCCGCGCCUUCGACGCAGAGCAUCUCUCCCCCAUGCGCACAAAACGCAUAACCGUUCUAUUUGUCCUAAACGACAUCAUCUGCUUCCUCACCCAGCUCGGCGGCGCCGGCGUCCAGAUCACAGGCGAUGCGCAGGUCAUGGAUAUCGGACGCAAGGUCGUCCUCGUCGGACUCGUGUUUGCACUUGUGGUAUUCCUGGUAUUUGUCUGGAUCGCGUGGGUGUUUCAUCGCAGGCUCGCUGCUGAGCCGACGACGGUGGCGGCCGCAACCCGGACUUGA